UCUGUCAUUUCCGGAAACACCGGAAGUACGUAAUUGAACGAUUGAGUUCAUUGUUUUUACUUGGAUCUCCAGUGUCACAUUAUCAGUUAACGGUUUACAGUAAGUAGACCAUGAGUCUGCCAGCUGCCCCACCCAGCUAUGCUGAAGCUACAGCAGGAGAUAAAGAACAUGGAGCUGAUAGCUUCACUUACGCUUCCCAGCUGCCCCCAAUGCAACCACCAACCAUGCCCAUGCACCCCAGCUGGGCUUAUGUGCAUCCCGGCCCUAGUCCAGGAUAUUCCAACGCUUAUGCUGCAGACAUGUCCUCACCCUUCUCUGAUCCGAGCUCCAGCAGCAGCUUCGAUGGCCUGAGUGGAAGCAACUGGGAGGACAAGAAUGUCCGCCGCAUGUUCAUCAGGAAGGUCUUCUGUAUCCUCAUGGUUCAGCUCAUGGUCACAUUUAGUGUGGUGUCACUCUUCACAUUUUGUGAGCCGGUCCGGAAGUUUGUACAGUACAACCGGGUUUUCUAUCUGACUUCAUACAUGACUUUCAUGGGAACAUACCUGAUGCUUGUGUGCAGCACAAACGCACGACGAAGAUACCCAACCAAUAUGAUCCUUCUAGCCAUUUUUACUUUGGCAAUGUCCUAUAUGGCUGGCAUGCUCGCCAGCUACCAUAAUACCAAAGUGGUGAUGUUGAGUGUGGGCAUCACAGCACUGGUGUGUCUGGCCAUCACACUCUUCUGUUUCCAGUCCAGGGUUGACUUCACCACCUGUCACGGAUUACUUUUCUCUCUUAUGAUGGUGCUGAUGAUAACAGGGCUUCUGCUGUUCUUUACUGCACCAUUUGGAUAUAUCCCCUGGUUGCACACUGCUUAUGCUGGAUUUGGCGCUCUGGUUUUCACCCUGUUCCUGGCGUUUGACAUGCAGCUGUUGAUUGGCAACAGACGGUACUCUCUGAACCCAGAGGAGCAUGUGUUUGGAGCCAUCUGCCUCUACAUGGAUGUGGUCUACAUAUUCCUCUUUUUCCUUCAGCUCUUUGGGAGUCGAGAAUGAGGUGUUCAUGCUAUGCCUGGGCUUGAGCCUUUGUCCUCUGUUACACACAUACACAAAUACACACACACACACACACCCACCCUUCUCAGUUACUCCAAGGUUUGGUGAGGAGUGAACAGUCUUCCUUCAUUCUGUGUGGCAGUGGAAGUUUGAUGUGUGCUGUUAUUUUCCUUCUGUUCAUGGUUAGGCAGCUCUUUGCACACCUAGUAUGCACCUUUGCUGCAAGAUAACCAUACUACCAAUCUGAUUUACUCAUGCAGGGUAGACAAUCACUGCACAUCAUUGUUUGUGAUAUCACUUAAAGUGAAUUGAAAUGCCCUAGGUCAUCUGCUCUAUAAUAAGUAAAAAAAAAUCAGUGUUUUUGAGUGUGAUUUAGUGGGGAAUAUAGUGACAGUACUUGUCAAUGGUUAUUAUCCCUUCGUUUGCACGUUGUAUAGUUGAAAAUGAAUCUUAAACCUUGCUGACACUAAAUGUGUAAUGGUCUUUUCAAAAUCAGCAACAUUGUGCAGUAAAAUUAUACCAGAGCUAGAGAGGCCCGUAUGUGACACUUUGUUUUUUCGUCUGUGCAAUAAUCUGCUCUUGAAUGGGGGUCUGAAGCUGGACCUUACAGGAACUUGUUGCGGUCAGUAAAUAUUUUUGUGCCUCUGAAUGCUGGCUACUAAUGAGGUUUCAGUCGUGUUGAAUGGAGCCAGUGCAGAUUUAUAAAAAAAUAUAUUGUGUGCCAAAUAUAACAUCCUUAGAUGAUGGCACUUGGUCCAAGUCCAACAGGUCAGUUGUGAGGUCUGCAAUAUACGUCUAUAAAUUCCCUGGUAGAUUAACCCGUAUGUGUGUGAUGCUUGGGAGUUUUUCCUCAAUUUUAAUUACUUUUAUUCACCUUUAAGUAAAAUGUAAAAUGUUUUAGAUACUGAUUUAUCAGGUGCUGACUUAUUUGAAAAGAGACGACUUGUUACAUUCAGAAGAGACAAAAGAUGAUCUACUGUACUUUAUGGUUGGUUUCAAGUUCAUAGGGCUAAUUUUCCAUGGGCUUUAAUAUACCUCUCUUGUCUCUUAUGGACGUAUAGAUUUAAGAGCGUGUUAACAUUUUAACUUGGGAAAACAUUCCUUAAUUGUGAAAACUUAAAUAGGUUUUAAUGUCAUUCGACAUUCCUCUUUGCUUGCGUUUUGUACUGUUUCUGUAAACUACACAUUCAUCUUUUUGAUGGAUAGAUGUUUUAUUUGUCGCAGUGGAUUAUAAGAGAUUACUUUAUUUCUCGAUUAAAGGAUAUGCUAACCUACGUUAUUAGUAUUCAAAUAAAUGGCAGUUUAAAGAACACUCAUUUAUGUUUUGCUUUUAGAUGGACGUUUUACAUUUGUAACUUUGUUCCCGUUUAAGAUGAAAUGUAUAAAGGCUUUACAGACAGCUUAAUUUAUAGCUUUUUUUUUUCAGAGGAAAGAUUGAAAUAUUAGGUGAUUUGUAUAAUUUUGUUUUGUGAAGUUAUUAUUGUGAAUAUUACGUGAGAGUGACUGUGUAUGGAUCACCCUAUGCCUUUCCUAUCUCUCUCUUUCUGUGCACUUCUGUAUCUACAAAUUAAUAUGUUUAACCUAAAAUUAUUGCAUGGACUGUGAUACAGAGACCCGCUGUGUGCUAACCUAGAACUGAAAAGACAUUAUUACAAAGCAUUCCCUCUUUUUCCUGUUAAAAAACUAAUGGCCAGUGGGUCAAAACAGGAUAUUGUGUUGUUUUGUAACCUCAUUUGUGCUUUAGUAAAAUAAAUAAACAGAACAGUAAAUCUUAAA
Messenger RNA from Pimephales promelas (fathead minnow), 2810 nucleotides. It is a transcript of the gene faim2a, whose product is annotated as Fas apoptotic inhibitory molecule 2a. Lineage: Eukaryota; Metazoa; Chordata; Actinopteri; Cypriniformes; Leuciscidae. Gene Ontology annotation, cellular component: membrane; endoplasmic reticulum; Golgi apparatus. The record is from RefSeq and is a predicted model, not a curated record. Gene Ontology annotation, biological process: negative regulation of apoptotic signaling pathway.